This is a messenger RNA of Silurus meridionalis, 4943 nucleotides long. It is a transcript of the gene adamts10, whose product is annotated as ADAM metallopeptidase with thrombospondin type 1 motif, 10. NCBI's taxonomy places the organism in Eukaryota, Metazoa, Chordata, Actinopteri, Siluriformes, Siluridae. Gene Ontology annotation, biological process: extracellular matrix organization; proteolysis. The record is from RefSeq and is a predicted model, not a curated record. Gene Ontology annotation, molecular function: metalloendopeptidase activity. Gene Ontology annotation, cellular component: extracellular matrix.
AGUAAAGAGAGGAAGGAGGAAAAAGAGAAGCACUGCAGCUCCACGGUGCCAGUGCGCUCUGCUCCACCGUGCGCUCUAUACAUCAUGCUGCAGUGAUUCGGGAGGACCGAGGGACUUAACACACGCACACACACACACACACACGCACGCACGCACGCACAUAUACACACGCGCACGCACACGCUCUCGCGUGCAUGCGCGCGCGGCACCGACAGGAGACCUUUGCUGCACAAAAUCACACUCACAGCAUCCUCAGCACACCUCAGGAAACCUCAGCUGAUCUCCUCCUGCCUGAGGGAAGUGGACACCCAGACAAGUCACACAUCUUGCUCAGCUGCUAAAGUUAAACACUUACAACUUGCACUCAAACAUACACGCUGAACACACACACACACACACACACACACACACACACACACACACACACACACACUACAUUUAUACACACACACAUCUACACCCAGAGCUGCUGUCAUGGCCCCAGAAUUCAGUGCGUCACUCUGGUGAGCGGUGGGCGAACCAGGCAGAAGACAUGUUGGCACGGAGGGACGGGUACCGCACUGAAACUAGCUGUAGUAACCAUGGAAACGGUGUGGAGGAGCUUGGCCUGUGUUGGGGUCAUUGCCAUGGUAACCGCUGGAUUUGGAGCAAUUGGAGCAAGUGUUCCUGCUCAGGAGGGUCAAGCUGCAUUUCUCUCCAGUCUGACUCACUAUGAGAUUGCUGUCCUGAUCCGCGUUGGCCCUCGAGGCGAGUCGCUGUACAAAGGCGAGGCCUCAGACAGGCCCAGACGGGUUCGGCGGAGCACCCAGGCGAAACAGGAGGUUCCUGAGCCACAGCUAUAUUACCAGCUGUCCACACCAAGCACCAGCCUCUUCCUGAACCUCACGCUGCAGAGCAGCCUGCUGUCUCGCAAGUUCCGUAUCGAGUACUGGAGGAAAGGCAGGUUGGCGUGGAGCCACCCGUACUCGUUCGGCUGCCAGUACAUGGGGCAUCUGCAGCAUCAGCCCCAGUCCAGCACUGUGGCUAUCAGUAACUGCAAUGGCCUGCAGGGGGUGAUCGUAGCUGGCGGAGAGGAAUACCUCAUCGAACCUUUGGUUUCUGGUGAAAACCAGACGAGGGCAGAUAGGAAAGAAGAACGCCCCCAUGUGGUGUACAAAAGAUCAUCUUUGCGACAUCUCUACAUGGACCAGUCCUGCGGAGUCAUCGAUGAAAAACCAAGCAAAAGCUUCGAUUGGUGGCAGAGAACCAUUAAACCGCCCAACCAGGCGGGGCGUGGCCAGUUGCCACUAAAACGCUCGGUUGGCCGCGAGCGCUAUGUUGAGACCCUGGUGGUGGCUGAUAAGAUGAUGGUGUCGUACCACGGGCGGCGUGAUAUCGAGCAGUACAUUCUGGCUGUCAUGAAUAUUGUUGCCAAACUGUUCCAGGAUUCUAGCCUGGGGAACGCAGUGAACAUUGUGGUGACUCGACUGAUCCUACUAAUGGAGGACCAGCCGACUCUGGAGAUCAACCACCAUGCCGGCAAGUCUUUAGACAGUUUCUGUAAGUGGCAGAAAUCCAUCCAGCAGAGCAACGGCCAUGGCAACGCCAUCCCCGAAAACGGCAUUGCACCCCAUGACACGGCCGUCCUCAUCACAAGGUACGACAUCUGCAUCUACAAGAACAAGCCUUGUGGGACACUCGGCCUGGCCCCGGUUGGUGGAAUGUGUGAGCCGGAGAGAAGCUGCAGUAUAAAUGAAGACAUCGGUCUGGCCACAGCGUUCACCAUCGCGCACGAGAUUGGACACACGUUCGGUAUGAAUCACGAUGGUGUAGGGAACCCGUGUGGAGCUCGUAGUCAGGAUACAGCUAAGCUCAUGGCAGCCCACAUCACCAUGAAGACCAACCCCUUUGUCUGGUCAGCCUGCAGCCGUGACUACAUCACAAACUUCCUCAACUCGGGAAUGGGCUCUUGUGUGAACAACGUCCCCCCGAAGCAGGAGUUUGUGUAUCCAACCACGGCACCCGGUCAGGCCUAUGACGCCGAUGAGCAGUGCCGUUUCCAGUACGGAAUCAAAUCUCGGCAGUGUAAAUAUGGGGAGGUGUGCAGUGAACUGUGGUGUAUGAGUAAGAGUAACCGCUGUAUAACCAGCAGCAUCCCUGCAGCUGAAGGCACCAUCUGCCAGACCAGCACCAUAGACAAAGGGUGGUGCUACAAGCGCAUGUGUGUGCCGUACGGCACUCGUCCAGAGGGAGUGGAUGGUCAGUGGGGGGCGUGGUCUCCAUGGGAGGAGUGCAGUCGUACCUGUGGGGGCGGAGUCUCAUCCUCUGUUCGACACUGUGACAGCCCCAGGCCAACAGUGGGAGGACGCUUCUGUCUAGGCGAGAGGAAAAGGUUCAAGUCCUGUAACAUCGAGGAGUGCCCCACUGGGUCUCAGGAUUUCCGAGAGAUCCAGUGCUCGGAUUUUGACAGCGUUCCUUUCCGGGGAAAAUUUUACACAUGGAAGCCGUACAGAGGCGGUGGAGUAAAAUCAUGCUCUCUGAACUGCCUGGCUGAGGGAUAUAACUUCUACACUGAGCGUGCGCCGGCUGUGGUGGACGGGACGUCGUGCAGAGAUGACUCUCUGGAUGUGUGUGUUAAUGGCGAGUGUAAGCAUGUAGGCUGCGAUAAAAUCCUUGGCUCGGAUGCCCGCGAGGACCGCUGCCGCGUGUGUGGGGGUGACGGGAGCAGCUGCGAGGCCAUCGAGGGCGUCUUUAACGACUCGCUGCCUGAAGGAGGUUAUGAAGAGGUGAUCAGGAUCCCUAAAGGAUCCGUGUUUAUACACGUACAGGAACUCAACAUUUCUCUUAAUUAUCUCGUUCUGAAAAGCAAAAGUGAGCAGUACUUCAUCAACGGCAAAUUGACCAUCGACACACCACGCAGGUUCGACAUCGCCGGGACGACUUUCCACUACCGCAGACCUGCCGAUCAGCCCGAGAUUCUCGAGGCUUUGGGGCCCACCAAUAUGACCCUCAUCGUCAUGGUGUUGGUCAGGGAAGAGAACCAAGGUAUCCAUUACCGCUUUAACCCUCCUGUGAACAGAGACACUCAAAGCAUCUUCACCUGGCACUCUACAUCCUGGAGCCGCUGCUCCGUCUCAUGCGCUGGAGGGUUUCAGAUCCAGCAGUUGGUGUGCAAGAAGCAAUCCGAUCUGGUGGUGUUCACUCACUUCUGUGACAAGAAGGGAAAACCUAAAGAGAAGAAACGUCCAUGCAACUCAGCCCCUUGUCCUCCCACAUGGUGGGUUAGUGAGUGGUCCGAGUGCAGCAGGAGCUGUAGUGGAGGUGUGAGGACGAGGGAGGUUCUGUGUAAGAGGAAGAUCAGCUCCACAGAUGAGAAGGUUCAGGACGACUCGUCCUGCUCCACCCAGCCACGUCCUCCUAUCACCGAACCCUGCAAUAAUCACACGUGCCCACCUGAGUGGCACGCCCUCGACUGGUCAGAGUGCACUCCCAGUUGUGGUCCAGGCUACAGGCAGAGGGUGAUCCUGUGCAGAAGUGGAGAGAGUGGAGACACCCUGGAUGAGUCUGAGUGUCAUAAACAUAGCCGCCCCACCACCAGGAUGCGCUGUAACCUGCAACACUGUCCUCCACCUCAGUGGCUCACCGGCCCAUGGAGCGAGUGUUCAGCUAAGUGUGGCGUGGGCCAUCAGAUGCGCUCGGUGCAGUGUCUGUCACACACCGGCCUGCCGUCCAACGACUGUCCAGAGCUGCAUCGACCGGCCUUCAUGCAGCAGUGCAGGAGCAAGUGUGACCUCAGCGUCCCCACAGACAACCCUGAGGAGUGUAAAGAUGUGAACACAGUGGCGUACUGCCCCCUGGUGCUCAGGUUCAAGUUCUGCAGCCGUCCAUACUUCCGACAGAUGUGCUGCAAGACCUGCCAAGGACACUGACCUCCGCUCCUCUCAUUCUCUCUGUCUCUCCCUCUCUAUCUUUCUUUCUCUUUUCUCUCUCUAUCUACUCUCCAUGCUCGGAAUGCCAGUCCCACCCAAGAGAGAGAAAGAGAGAGAAUAAGAAAGAGUAAAAAGAGAGAGGAAUGGAAGGAAGGAGGGCGAGAGAGAGGAGAGAGAGACAUUGCUGCUGUCCUCCAGUCUCCCUGUUCCUGUAAAUGGUAGCUGGUCAGAGAGAUUUUGUCUUCUAUGAGUUGUUCUGAACAUGGUGCUAGUUCCUAUUUUCCUUCACAUUUCAGACGGGAUCCUUCGCUUCGGCUCAGUUCUAGCUACAGCUCAGCACAACACUGCACAUGUGACUGCUUUUUUCCCAUUACAGGCUCAUACCAUUUAUUAUUAAACGAGUUACAAUAAUCCAAAGGUUCAUAAAUACGGUGCAGAAAGGUGCAGAACGUACAUAAUCACUGACAUUCCUACAUAUGGUUGGUUCUCCGACUUGGUUCUCCUGAACUGGCUGAAUGGGAAAUUGGAUUAUAUUUUUAAUCGACAUUUUGCUUGAAUAAGACGUUUUCAAACUGGAGUGCAUCAAAUUCGAAGAAUCAACGAACCUCAAAUCGAACAGAGUUCGAAUGUAUUAAUACAUUUGUCAAAUUUAAAUCUGAAGUUGAAUUUCAUAUGAAUGACAUACGAAACAUUACAUAUGAGUUACAUAUGAAGCAUCGCUUUAAUUUGGCUCAAUUCAUCAGAGAAAAUCUAGAAAAAUCGAAUUCGUCAAUUUCCUGUAAGCGCUUGAUCCCGGGCCCUGACAACCAUCCGAUCCUGGAGAUACAUCUAACUCCUACUUGGUUCUCCUAAAUUGGCUGAACUGUAUAUAACGAAACAGGAGCGCUUUUCUGGAUGCACUGAUUAUAACUGCAAAUGAGAAAAUGUCUUUCAGGUCUAGAUUAGGUUCAGAAUUUCAAGACGUUUCCAAAAACGGAGUGUGUCAAAUUCUGAUUCGGCUAAUUCAUGACCCUUAAAUAAAACAAUUGUCAAAUU